UCAAGUACACCUUUAUCGUCGAUCAUCAUUGAUCAACAGUACCUGGAAUUGCGUGAUCUGGAUGGCUGUGCUAGGGCAAUAUUUAUUUGACACAUAGAGCGGGUGCAACACCCAAAAGCCGGCUGAGGCGAUUUCAAAUCAGUCAAGUCUUGGCACAAUGGCUGCAGUAGCCACCCACGACGCGUCUCUCCAGGCGGCGACGAUUGAUAGAUUUGUCGAGGGAUGGAAAAUCAACUCUGGUGAAGCCUGGACAGAAUUGUGGGCGGACGGCUGUACAAACACGAUUCUACCAUUUUCGCUCAAUUGCACACCCAUGUCCAAAUCCGAUGUCAUUCGAUCCAAACACUUUAGCAAUAUUUCAAAUUGGAAGUUGGAGGUCUACGAAAUCCUACACGACACGGCCAAGGGAAAAUCUGCCAUCUACGCAACAUCAAGUGCAGAUACGCGUUUUGGCGACUUUAAAUGGGCGCAAGAGUAUGCGGCCUUUAUCACAUUGACUGAGGACAGGAUGAAGAUUGGGCACAUUACGGAAAUGGUGGACACAGCAUUUUUUGCCGAGAUGGGAAGGCAGAGUGCGAAAUUCGCCGCCGCAGGAUCCAAAUGAAUAACAUAGACGAAUAAAUAAAUAGGCACUGAUUUCCUCGC
Molecule: messenger RNA, 645 nt
Organism: Trichoderma asperellum CBS 433.97
Lineage: Eukaryota; Fungi; Ascomycota; Sordariomycetes; Hypocreales; Hypocreaceae
Source: RefSeq, a predicted model, not a curated record